AGAGGACGGGGCGUGCCCGACGUGCGCGCGUCCUCCCUCCCCGGCCCUCCUCCAGCGUCCGCCGGCGCCUGCCCUGCGAGGGCGUCAUGCCGCCCAAAACCCCCCGUAGAGCAGCAGCCGCCGCUGCCGCCGCGGAGCCCCCGCCGCCUCCCCCGCCGCCUCCUCCUGAGGAGGACCCCGAGCAGGAUAGCGGCCCCGAGGACCUGCCUCUGGCCAGGCUUGAGUUUGAAGAAACUGAAGAACCUGAUUUUACUGCAUUAUGUCAGAAAUUAAGGAUACCAGAUCAUGUCAGAGAAAGAGCUUGGUUAACUUGGGAGAAAGUUUCAUCUGUGGAUGGAGUCUUGGAAGGUUAUGUUCAAAAGAAAAAGGAACUAUGGGGAAUCUGUAUCUUUAUUGCAGCAGUUGACCUAGAUGAGAUGCCGUUCACUUUCACUGAGCUGCAGAAAAACAUUGAAACCAGUGUCUAUAAAUUUUUUGACUUACUAAAAGAAAUCGAUACCAGUAUCAAAGUUGAUAAUGUUAUGUCAAGACUGUUGAAGAAGUAUAAUGUGUUGUGUGCACUCUACAGCAAAUUAGAAAGAACAUGUGAACUUAUAUAUUUGUCACAACCCAGCAGUUCGAUAUCUACGGAAAUAAAUUCUAUGUUGGUGCUAAAAGUUUCUUGGCUCACGUUUUUACUAGCUAAAGGGCAAGUUUUACAAAUGGAAGAUGAUCUGGUGAUCUCAUUUCAGUUAAUGCUGUGUGUCCUUGACUAUUUUAUCAAACUCUCACCUCCCGCAUUACUCAAAGAACCAUACAAAACAGCUGUAAUACCUAUUAAUGGUUCACCUCGAACACCAAGGCGAGGUCAGAACAGGAGUGCACGGAUAGCAAAACAACUAGAAAAUGAUACAAGAAUUAUUGAAGUUCUCUGUAAAGAACAUGAAUGUAAUAUAGAUGAGGUGAAAAAUGUUUAUUUCAAAAAUUUUAUACCUUUUAUGAAUUCUCUUGGAAUUGUAGCUUCUAACGGACUUCCAGAGGUGGAAAGUCUCUCUAAACAAUAUGAAGAAAUUUACCUUAAAAACAAAGAUAUAGAUGCAAGAUUAUUUCUGGAUCAUGAUAAAACUCUUCAGGCUGAUCCUACAGACAGUUUUGAAAUGCAGAGAACACCACGAAAAAGUAACCCUGAUGAAGAGGUAAAUGUGAUUCUUCCACAGACUCCAGUUCGGACUGUCAUGAAUACUAUCCAGCAAUUAAUGAUGAUCUUAAAUUCAGCAAGUGAUCAACCGUCAGAAAAUCUGAUUUCCUAUUUUAAUAAUUGCACAGUGAAUCCAAAGGAAAGUAUCCUGAAAAGAGUGAAGGAUAUUGGGUACAUCUUUAAAGAGAAAUUUGCUAAAGCUGUGGGACAGGGAUGUAUGGAAAUUGGAUCACAGCGAUACAAACUUGGAGUCCGAUUGUAUUACCGAGUAAUGGAAUCCAUGCUUAAAUCAGAAGAAGAACGAUUAUCCAUUCAAAAUUUUAGCAAACUCCUGAAUGACAACAUCUUUCAUAUGUCUUUGUUGGCAUGCGCUCUUGAGGUUGUAAUGGCUACAUAUAGCAGAAGUACAUCUCAGAAUCUGGAUACUGGAACAGAUUUGUCCUUCCCUUGGAUUCUGAAUGUACUUAAUUUAAAAGCUUUUGAUUUUUACAAAGUGAUUGAAAGUUUUAUCAAAGCAGAAGCCAACUUGACCAGAGAAAUGAUUAAACAUUUAGAACGAUGUGAACAUCGAAUCAUGGAAUCCCUUGCAUGGCUCUCAGAGUCACCUUUAUUUGAUCUUAUUAAACAAGCAAAGGACCGAGAAGGACCAGCUGAUCACCUUGAACCUGCUUGUACUCUCAACCUUCCUCUCCAGAAUAAUCACACUGCAGCAGAUAUGUAUCUUUCUCCUGUAAGAUCCCCACAGAAAAAAGGGUCAACUACACGUGUAAAUUCUACUGCAAGUUCAGAGGCACAAGCAACCUCAGCCUUCCAGACUCAGAAGCCAUUGAAAUCUACCUCCCUUUCACUCUUUUACAAAAAAGUGUAUCGACUAGCAUAUCUUCGACUAAAUACCCUGUGUGCACGCCUUCUGUCUGACCACCCAGAACUAGAACAUAUCAUCUGGACCCUUUUCCAACACACACUGCAAAAUGAGUAUGAACUCAUGAGAGACAGGCAUUUGGACCAGAUUAUGAUGUGUUCCAUGUAUGGCAUAUGCAAAGUGAAGAAUAUAGACCUUAAAUUCAAAAUCAUUGUAACAGCAUACAAAGAUCUUCCUCAUGCUGUUCAGGAGACAUUCAAACGUGUUUUGAUCAGAGAAGAGGAGUAUGAUUCUAUUAUCGUAUUCUAUAAUUCAGUCUUCAUGCAGAGACUGAAAACAAAUAUUUUGCAGUAUGCUUCCACCAGGCCCCCUACCUUGUCACCAAUUCCUCACAUUCCUCGAAGCCCUUACAAGUUUUCUAGCUCACCUUUACGGGUUCCUGGGGGGAACAUCUACAUAUCACCCCUGAAGAAUCCGUAUAAAAUUUCAGAAGGUCUGCCUAUGCCAACAAAAAUGACUCCAAGAUCAAGGAUCUUAGUAUCAAUUGGUGAAUCAUUUGGGACUUCUGAGAAGUUCCAGAAAAUAAAUCAAAUGGUGUGUAACAGCGACCGUGUGCUCAAAAGAAGUGCUGAAGGAAGCAACCCUCCUAAACCACUGAAAAAACUGCGCUUUGACAUUGAAGGAUCGGAUGAAGCAGAUGGAAGUAAACAUCUCCCAGGGGAGUCCAAAUUUCAACAGAAACUGGCAGAAAUGAGGCUCAGCUCAGAGGCCUUCCUUGACACCCAAGCUAAAAUCCUUCCUCUGUACUGUGCCACUCUCCUUCAAAAGUGUAACAGCAUUCAUCACCGUCAGAAACUGCCUUACUUGGGUUGCCUAUUGCCUGUUUACCCACCCCGGCAUCAACCUGGCUGGCCUUACCUACUACUAUAGUUGUAGCAUCUAGAAGAAGCCCGUAUGUAGGGGGGAAAAAAGGUGGACAGUAAACGUCCCUCCUUCUGGAACAGCAGCAUGUUUGUCCCUGAAGGAAGAAAGGCAAAUAAGGAAGUUCCAGCAGGAAAAGCAGCAGGUAUACCCCAGUACUGGGACUGUAUUUACGUUGGAUGCGGAUCUUCCAUGAAAUGCAGUCUCUUAGGUCAGGGAAAAAUCAAGCAGCCUUUAUAACAUUAAAAAUUUUUAGUCUGGAUGAUAGAAAACGGAUCACUUCUGGAGAUUAAUUUAGUAUUCCAGUAAUUAAAGGUCCUUAUAAUGAAAGGGACAAGUUCAAAUUCAGUAUUUACUUUAUUCAUUACAGUUUUCUGGUACAAAUGGUGGGCGGCGGGGAGUAUCAGUUCUAUGACCGUCCGGAUGAUUUCCUAGAAGCUUGCCCGUAGAAGCAUAUUUUUGUUCCUCAUUUUUGGGCCGGACAGCGUACAUGGCAUUGGCAAGGAUUUAUUCGGUAGAAUUUUCCUUUGGACUAAAUAAAUGUUUUACAGGACAACCUGAAACCUUGCCUCUAGACAUAGCAAAUUUCCACAAGUAUGGGGUCUUAAAUAGAAACAUAGUAACACUGUAUAAUGUCUGAAAGGAAUUAAAACAGCUCUUUUAAUAAGAAGCUGGAAUAGUCAUCUAUUCUUAGAAAUACUUUUUUGUGUCCAUUAUCUUGGAACUAUACUUACAGUCUAGUAUUGACGUAUGAUGACAAUUUACUGUGAAAGUUAAAUUUAUUCCACAGACCAAUAUCAGUUACUUUCUAAACAAAAUGUUAUGAUUUUAACUGAAUUUAGUGAGAGAAAGUCAUUAUGGUUUGUUUUUAUGCUUUGGCAAAGACUGAAUUAAAAAUGACAGUACGGUAUGGUUUUUCCUCUCUCUUUACAGUUCUCCCAACCUGUUUGUUGUGGUAAUAGCACAGGGAGGACUCAUAAGAUAGAUAAGACUAUGUAGUUUGUAAUUGCCUCUUUUUCAUCAUCACUGGUCAAGAAUUCUGUGUCUAACACUCACCAGGUUAUGGUCUAGAAUGACUGGCAGUUUCUUCAGGUCUCGGAUGAAAACAUUUAACCCUUUUUAAAAAGCACUGAAUGGUAUCUUCACAAACCACUCUCAGCAGAUGAGGAUGCUACUUUAUUCCUGUAAAACCUAAACCUCUCUCUGUGUAAGUUUGGGUGAAAUUAUAUUGGAAGCACUAAAACAUUGAAUUUCUUGUGUGAGCAGAGAAGAAACAAAACUUAAGGAUGGAAAAUGUAAGAUGAACUUAACGGAUCCACUGACUUCUGAUGUAGUGUCAUUAUGAAAAUGGACCUUCCCUCCCACAUAUCCCUGACUAAACUUAGGGUUUCUGAGCUCUACAAACACUCAUCUGUUAGAAAGAAAUGAAGGAAAUAAAGUGAUAUUAUCCUUCAUAUAGGAGCACUGAUGGCCAGCCUAUCCUCAAAGACCAGAGAGAAAGCAUGUUUUUUCAGAGAGAUGUAACCACGGGACUCAUCUGUCAUCUCCAACUGGUCUAAAAUCAGCCCUUCCUUAUUGUUUGGCAUCCCAGGUCUUAAGAGCUAAACCAAUGAUUCUCAUCCUUGGCUAAACAUCAAAAUUACUUGGGGAGCUUCGUAAACAUACUUAGAAUCCUUGAAUCUAUAUUUUGUAAAAGUUUCAUAGAUUAUUCUGUUGUGCCCAGAGAUAAGCAGCACGGAGAUACAGAGCAGUGCAGGCUACACAUAACAAGCUUAGAGGAAAUCUAGAUAAAGCUCCACCCACCCCUUCUUACUAACGUGUACUCUGGCAGAGCAGUGACCCGCUGGGGAGUCUCGUGGAGGGUAAUCCAUUUUACAUCCCUAAAUAAACUUACCUGUUCCCUUUGGGUGGUCCAGUAUUUCCAUGAAAUGAGUUCAUAAAAGAAAAAGGCAUUGCAUUCAGAAGACCCUGUCAGAAAAGGGCAAGAAAGAGGAAGAGGAGGUUUGGGAAGACUCUGUAAAAUAUAAAGGCUUUUUGGUCAGUGACAGUGAGCAUAGUGGGCUGAGGAGAACGAGUCGGAAAUGAAGCCUGUGGACGUCUGACUGUGAGAACUGAUGGCGACUGGUAAUACCCAGGCCUCAAUGUUUCUUUGCUGGAGAGAACAGCUAACCUACUAAAACUACAGACAAAUGGUGUAAGGCUGUAACAUCUUACGGAAAAAAACCAGAACGAACUUUUUGGCCAACCCAAUAAAAUAACAAAUACUACACAGUUCCAAAAAUGGGAUUCUGAUUUAGAACUGGAGGCAUCGAGACUCCUCUGCCUCUACCAGACAAGGUCUGCAAAAACAGAUAAACAAAAAGAAACUAAGGAUUCAAAAGUGACCUCACCAAUAAAGAACAUGGGCAAUCAUACGAACAGUUGAUUAGAAUUAGUUGUUUAGAAGCCAUCUGCCAUUUUAGGGUAGGCUUCGCUAUGAUGCCUUAUCUGAGUAACUGCUUUAAAAAAUAAGCUUAUAUCAAAUGGAUUUGUGUACAUCUAAGAGACAUAAGGUUGACAGAAUCUUGCUGCUUCUGAAGAAUGAAAACACACACACAUUUGUUCUAUUAUCUGCAAAUAAGCACUUUAUUAUCAAACGGUUCAGCAUCAGAACAAGGUUUCCAAAAGAGGUUUGUUUCCCUACAUAGUAUCAUAUUGUGAAAGUACAUGUUAGGAGACUCUACAUCCUACAUCCUGUUCCAUUUUCUCAUUUGUAGUUGGGUAACUUGAUCUAAACAGUAUAAAUUCAUCUCUUUCUUACUAGUGCUGUCCAUGAAAUGUAAGCGUAGUUCCUUUUCGGCUAGUACUUUAUAAUUACACUGUGCCAAGUUAAAAGACCUGUUUUAUAGUGACAUAAAAGUCAACUACAAGAAAAACAAAA
This is a messenger RNA of Orcinus orca (killer whale), 5880 nucleotides long. It is a transcript of the gene RB1, whose product is annotated as RB transcriptional corepressor 1. The record is from RefSeq and is a predicted model, not a curated record. The transcript has 28 exons. Bases 87 to 2969 code for a protein of 960 amino acids. NCBI's taxonomy places the organism in Eukaryota, Metazoa, Chordata, Mammalia, Artiodactyla, Delphinidae. Gene Ontology annotation, biological process: neuron projection development; cell differentiation; cell morphogenesis involved in neuron differentiation. Gene Ontology annotation, cellular component: nucleus; chromatin; Rb-E2F complex. Gene Ontology annotation, molecular function: RNA polymerase II transcription regulatory region sequence-specific DNA binding.